Rubroshorea leprosula is the source of this 962-nucleotide messenger RNA. Lineage: Eukaryota; Viridiplantae; Streptophyta; Magnoliopsida; Malvales; Dipterocarpaceae. The record is from the annotation of a GenBank genome assembly.
UCUUUUCCUCCUGCUUCACCAUCAUUACCAACACAAGUGCAUGGUAAAGCUUCAUCAAAUGCAUUACAUACAAGGCAAUACAGUUGUGGCCCAGUGUUAGAUAACCGAGCAAGCAGGCGCUUUGAGGAUGACUUGAAGGAAUUCUGUGGCAGCAAAAUGGAUGAUUCUCCAGAUUUGGAUACAAAACCUGCAGGCCCCUCAAAGCUUUUAUCAAGAGGAAAAUCUGUUAGGACUUUUAGAGCUAGUGGGCUUAGAAGUGAGGCUAAAGCAACUGGGGAGAAGCGUGAAAGCCAUUCAAGGAAAAGGGCAGCCAGCAGAAUUGAUGAAGUUGAAGCAGUUCAUGUGGAUAAAAGUGAGCCAAAGACUGGAGGACUCGAUAAUCUGUCACCAGCAGGCUUCAGUUGGCAAACUCUCAGUGGUAGUCCUCACAUGCCAAAGACUACAUCCUCUGGAUAUCAAAACAUGGACAAACAAGAAUGUUGUGAGAACACUGCUUCUGCUUUAGAGUCUGGAGAGGACUCAGAGAGUGUGGAUGAGAAUAUUGAAGUAAUGUCUAAUGAAGAAGCUGCAUCUGAAAAUGCAGGAGAUGUCGGGAAUGAAGUUUUUGAGGUCGAUAAGAAAGCAGGGGAAUUCAUAGCCAAGUUCAGAGAGCAAAUUAGGCUUCAGAAAUCACCUUCAAUUGACACCCCAAGAGGGAUCAACCUCUCCAGUAACUUGUUCAGGUGAAAUAUAUAGCAGCUUCUUUGGACUAGUUUAACAAAUGGGGUUCUGAACUUCUGAUUAUAUCAGAGAAUACUGAAAUCCCACAUUGGUGGAGUAUGCAAUUCGAGCUUGAAUGUCUUUCUAAGCAUCGGAGAAUUGGUUGGCAUCUCAAUGUGGAUAUCUAAUCUAACCCCAUUUUAUAUUAAGAAACAAUAAUUGAUCUUAAUUAAGUAGUUUUUCAAUACACAUUUUAUUCUCUU